CGCUAUCCCGCAGUGGGGCGCUCUCUAGAACGUGCGAGAUGUUUCGAUCUGUCAUCGCCAGACUGCCCAUGGCGCUCUGACGCCUGCGAAGGUUUAAAUACCUACCUGGUAGUUAAACAAGAAAUGCAAACCAAAUUUGCAUGCAACCGAAACACGCCUUGAACGUUUCCCUGAAAUGCAGUCAAGAAUCCAGCUCGUGUCGCCAACGGCCUCACGGUGCAUCGCCACUGCGUCGAGAGGCGCAUUGUCCCAACCACGAAGACUACCUAGGCCAUUUACCGCAGCGAUACCGCGGACAGCUGCCCUCGGCAACCCGUUUCGCCUGCUGCCCGUGGUAAUAUCCCGAACAUAUGCCAAUGCCAGACCGCACCCGCCCGGCGGCACCCACCGCAUGAACCUCGGAGCCGAGGAAGAGAAACCUGCGCUCGAGCAAUAUGGAGUCGACCUGACGGCGAGGGCGAGGGAAGGCAAGCUCGAUCCCGUAAUCGGCCGGUCCGCCGAGAUCCAGCGCACCAUACAAAUCCUAUCGCGCAGGACAAAGAACAACCCGGUGCUCAUAGGGAGUGCCGGCGUGGGAAAGACGGCCAUUCUAGAAGGGCUGGCCCUCGAGAUCGUGCGCGGGGCUGUACCAGAGAGCAUCAAAAACAAGAGAGUAAUCGCGCUAGACCUGGGAUCCCUUAUUGCUGGCGCCAAGUUCAGGGGCGACUUUGAGGAGCGCUUGAAGAAGGUCCUCACCGAGGUUCAAAAGGCGCACGGCGAGGUUAUUCUAUUCAUCGAUGAGCUCCACACACUGCUUGGGCUGGGGAAGGCCGAAGGGUCAAUCGAUGCGUCGAACCUUUUGAAGCCCGCUCUCUCAAGAGGCGAGCUACAGUGCUGCGGCGCUACCACUCUAGCCGAGUACCGCCUUAUCGAGAAGGACGUCGCUCUGGCCCGUCGAUUCCAGCCCAUCCUGGUCAGCGAGCCGACUGUCACGGACACCAUCAGCAUCCUCCGGGGGAUCAAGGACAAAUACGAGGUACACCACGGCGUCCGCAUCACCGAUGGCGCCCUGGUGGCUGCUGCUACCUACUCGAACCGCUAUAUUACCGACCGUUUCCUGCCCGACAAGGCCAUCGACUUGAUGGACGAGGCUGCCAGCUCGCUACGGCUUCAGCAGGAGAGCAAGCCAGAGGACAUCACCCGGCUUGACCAGAAGAUUAUGACGAUCCAGAUUGAACUUGAAAGUCUGCGAAAAGAAAAGGACGUCGCAAGCCAGGAGCGGCGAAAGAAACUCGAGAGCGAUCUGAACAAAUACCAAACCGAGGUCAACGGUCUAACUGAACGGUGGGAGAAGGAGAAGGCCGAGAUUGAUGCCAUCAAGCAGACGCAGGCGGAGCUUGACAAGGCCCGCAUUGAAUUGGAACUGGCUCAAAGAGAAGGCAGCUUUGGCAAGGCGUCCGAGCUGAGAUUUGGUGUCAUUCCGACCUUGGAAGCGAAGUUGCCCAAGGAAGGAGAGAAGGGAGGAGCCGAUGACACCCUUCUCCACGACUCAGUCACCGCGGAUGACAUUGCGAAUGUUGUCUCUAGGAUCACCGGCAUCCCUGUUUCUAGGCUUACGAGCGGUCACACGGAGAGGUUGAUUCGCAUGGAAGAAAUCCUGCGAGAUUCUGUCCGGGGACAGGACGAGGCUCUCAAAGCCGUUGCCGACGCCGUGAGAAUGCAGAGGGCAGGCUUGAGCGGCGAGAACCGGCCAUUGGCGUCGUUCUUCUUCCUCGGUCCCACUGGUGUUGGAAAGACGGAGCUCUGCAAGAAGCUCGCCGGCUUCUUGUUCUCGGCUGAGUCGGCUGUUGUGCGCUUUGACAUGAGCGAGUUUCAAGAGAAGCACACCAUCUCGCGCCUCAUAGGUGCUCCGUCCGGCUACGUCGGCUAUGAAGACGCCGGGCAGCUGACGGAGGCGGUACGGCGGAAGCCAUAUGCGGUACUCCUAUUUGACGAAUUCGAGAAGGCGCAUCGCGACAUCUCGGCUCUGCUGCUGCAAGUCUUGGACGAAGGCUAUCUCACCGACGCACAGGGCCACAAGGUCGACUUCAAAAAUACCAUCAUCGUGCUGACAUCGAAUCUCGGGGCUGAUAUCCUCGUUGGGGCUAAUCACCUGCACCCGUACAAGGAGACACCGGAUGGCGACAUCCACCCAGACGUGAGGAAGGCUGUGAUGGACGUUGUGGCCUCGCAGUAUCCUCCAGAGUUCCUGAAUCGGAUAGACUCUUUCAUCGUCUUCAAGCGGCUGGCUCUCGAUGCCCUUCGGGACAUUGUCGACAUCCGUCUCAAGGAGCUCCAGGAGCGCCUGAACGACCGCCGCAUUACUCUCGACGUGCCUGACCACGUCCGCCAGUGGCUUGCCGAGCGAGGCUACGACCCCAAGUUUGGCGCCCGCCCACUGAACCGCCUUAUCACGACCGAGAUCGGCAACGGCCUAGCUGACCAGAUUAUCCGCGGGCAGAUCAAGUCGGGCGAUUUGGCUGUUGUAGAAAUCAAGGACGACAACACUGGUCUGACAGUCCAUGCGCGGCCAUCCAGCACCGACCCUGGCAGCGAGCCAGAGAAGUGAGCUGAGUAAGGCGAAACCCCUAUGUUUUUUGUAUAACAUGUGCAUGUAUAUAAUAACUGUAAUGAUCACCACUACCCUGCGGGCUGUAAAAUACAACAGAGCCACUCAAUAAUAUAAACUCGAGUUUUUCCUCAUAGC
Messenger RNA from Lasiosphaeria miniovina, 2725 nucleotides. RefSeq names its product putative heat shock protein. Gene Ontology annotation, cellular component: mitochondrial matrix; cytoplasm. The transcript is spliced from 2 exons. Lineage: Eukaryota; Fungi; Ascomycota; Sordariomycetes; Sordariales; Lasiosphaeriaceae. Gene Ontology annotation, molecular function: ATP binding; ATP hydrolysis activity. The coding region runs from base 176 to 2587 and encodes 803 amino acids. The record is from RefSeq and is a predicted model, not a curated record. Gene Ontology annotation, biological process: cellular response to heat; protein unfolding; protein refolding.